Neltuma alba is the source of this 1128-nucleotide messenger RNA. RefSeq lists its product as uncharacterized. Gene Ontology annotation, molecular function: cysteine-type peptidase activity. The transcript has 7 exons. NCBI's taxonomy places the organism in Eukaryota, Viridiplantae, Streptophyta, Magnoliopsida, Fabales, Fabaceae. The coding region runs from base 1 to 1128 and encodes 375 amino acids. The record is from RefSeq and is a predicted model, not a curated record. Gene Ontology annotation, biological process: proteolysis.
AUGACUGUAGAGAGCGGAGAAACACAUGAAAGUGGUGACAAAUUGCAUGAUGAUGAACAGCAAGAAGAAGAAGAAGAAGAAGAGGAAGAUGAAGACGAGAACGACAAUGUGAGAGAAGAUGAAGCUGCAGAUAAGGAUACUGAAGAUGAACAGGCAGCUCAAACGGAAGAAGGGAAAAUGGUGGGCAAAGCAGUGCAGCUACCCACAAGGAGGUCAAGUAGACGUAAAGUCCCAGCAGUUAAAUCUCCUUACAUGUCUACUUAUGGCAGAAAGGUGAAAAUGAGUGAGAGGGAUGCAUUUUAUACUGUGUGUACUGAGUGGUGUCAACCAGAUGAGGCUCAAGAGGUCAUGGUAGAUAUGUUUGGGCAUUUGGCAACACGAUCAGACCUACAAGCACUGGGUCCCAGAAGGUGGAUAAGCAACAGGAUCAUGACUCUGAUUGCCCACACCUUGAACGCUGACCAACAUGAGAGUGCCUCUGCGGUUAAAAGACACAUAUUUGAUGCAGAUUUCACGGCAAGGAUGGUGCAGCAACACACAGCAUGGCAAGUGGACAAACACCUGAAAGAACUACUUCCCCAACACGUGGGAUACAAUUUGGCUGAAUGUGAAUACAUAUUUGCACCUGUUGUGUUUGCACUGCAUUGGUUUUGCUUUGUGUUUGAACCGAGCACACUAAAGUUUUAUGUGCUGGACUCUCUGCGUGGUGGUGAGGAUACAAUGAAGCACCAAAAGAAGAAGAAUAAGUCUGAUCCAGCAUUAAAGGGGCAGCAAAUGAUGGCGCAAACUUUUAGGGCACACUUCAUUGAAAUCCUAAGGAGAGUGAAGCCUGAGCUGGAGGGGUUGGCCAACCCAGAUUCAAACAAUGACAUCUUGUAUCCCACGGUUCAUGUUCAAGACAAUACUGAUGAUUGUGGGGUUCAUGUCAUCACAUAUCUAAGAGAGUGGCCCAACCCACAAGAGAAGGAUGGAGUUCUAUUCACCAUGCCUUAUUAUACAGCAGAUCAAUACACAUCUAUACGGUGUGAGCUAUUGUGGUGGCUCGUGACGCAUCAAAGAAACAUCAAGUCAGAUGCUGUUACCAAACACCUUGACCACAUUAACAGACAACGCAAGAGAAAGCGAUGA